AUGACUCACCAAGGAUCUUCUCGCCUACAGCAUUUCCUCCAGGCUCAUGCUGCUCAAUCUCCAUUCUUCGUAACGGGUUUAAGACCCCAUCGCCAACUCAGUAAACCAGUCUCCGGUAAUCUAAAUGUUGAAAUUGACAACGAUGGCACCGAAUCAAUUCCAGAAUUGAUAGGAAGUCAAACCCUGCAUUCGGAUACAUCAUCAGCUUUCUCGUCGAAUAAUUCUUGUCCCUCUAUAGCUGAUCCUUACCCCACAAUCUACGAGGAUGUCUCCGACCUCGAAUCCGAAGCUUGUGGCAUGCCAACGACUCGACCAUUGAAGGGUCAAUUGGAUUUACCAUCCAUUGUUUCGGAUAUAGCCCGAUUAACUAUAUUAGCGAAUGAUCUAUUAGGGAUAGUAGGAAGAGGGACGGACAUGAACGCUUCUGAAGAGCCAAAUACCGCAAGGUCAUCGCCAGACCCAUCAUCUCAUUCUCAGCGCCACGUCUUGCGUUACGAAGACCGCACCCUGGGGCACGACCGACCAAGCUUUUCUGACCAGAAUGCCGAGUUACAAUCUGAAGCAAUGGCGCAAUGUGGAUUCUGCGAUCGAACGUCCGAGACGAAUACAAUGCUCAAAGACAAUACACUGCUCAAGGAAGACCUAGACUGGGAACUUAUCAAGACUACUGGGCUGGAAUCUCCCGAAGCUCCCUGUCCGAUAUGCAAAGGGCAUGUUGUUACGUCGGUGCUCUCGCAGCACACCCCCGUUUGUGAAAAGCUGCAUCAUACGGCCUUCAGAAGCCUUGUUAAGAUACCUGCGCUUGAACGCAUAUCUGAACAACUAAUAAAGAGCCUAGAAAGGGGAGACGAGCUACCAGCUCCAGAAAUUACACAUUAUCGCCGCUCGUCGAGAUCUGGAGAUCACACCAUCCUCCCCUAUGAUAGUAAAAUACUUUCGACAUAUUCAGAAUGUCCUGUCUCUGACAAGAGCUCAAGCAAUGAACUUUUCGCCUCGCCACCCUCCAGUAAACGCCGCGACAAGUGGACAGAUAACACCAAAAUUACCAAGAAGAGAUGCCUACUGUGCCAGUUGAACCCUAUAUUUACCUUUCCUCGUUGCGACCCACCCUUGAAUCCAUUUUCAUGGUUAGAGGACCCUUCUAUAUCAAUUCGAUCUAAUCUGAGCACCAUACCGAGCACGCCAACUGAACUGGCAUGCGACACGCAAGCUUAUGCCAAGGGCCAAGACGCGGACAAAAGCAAUGGAGAAAACCACUCUAAGUCAAUCAAUGGGCUUGAUGAGUGCGCGUCUGAGGAGCUAAGCUGCAAGGCAAACAUACAUUUUAUCCCCAGCGCUAGUGUCCACGAAGCCGCUAGUGACACUUCCGAAGCUACCCACAAGGACACGAGGAUAGCAAUUACUUCAGCCACAACUCCAUCGGAAGCUGAGCAGAUGACCAAGUUAAACGAGCAAUUAGUAUCAAGACCUUCCAAGGAGCAAGGAGUCUCUAGCGCGGUACAGUCCACCUCCGACCAGUCCAGCCAGAAGCUUAGUUCUCUCGUUAGUGGCACUGGUGACCAAUUCUCCGACCAGCCAAAGGUGACCUAUAAAGAACAUAUGAUCAGAGCCGCACGGUUCGAACGCUUUCAAAAAGGAGCGGAGGCACGACAAAGGCUUGCGGAGAGUCUUGAGCCAUUUUCAAAUCUCAGUAUUGGUGGCGAGCCUUCAGGCCAGUCAAAGUUGACAUUUAAAGAACGGAUAUCAAGGACGCAGCGGCAUAAACGCUCUUAUGAGAGAGCGGAGGCGCGACAAAGGCUUGCAGAGAGUCUUGAGCCAUUCUUUUCAAAUGCCAGUAUUGGUGGCGAACCUCCAGACCUGUCAAAGUUAACAUUUGAACAACGGAUAUCAAGGGCACAGCGACAUAAACGCUUUUAUGAGAGAUGCGAGGCGCGGAGAUGCUCUAAAGUGGACGAGGUGGGCAACGAGCUAAGCUUGAGAGCCAACACAAAUGCUCCGCCAGCAACCUCUUAUCAACAGUGUGACGAACCCAAUCCCACCACACGUGGAGGGCUACCCACCAGAGUUGCCUCGGAGUAUACUCCAGUCAUGCAUCAACGCCAUCGCAGCUAUGAUGCUUCGAAGAGCCAAUCAAGCAACAAAGCUAUCGCCGCGAAGUCAACUACACUACAGGAAACAGCCCCCAGAGAAACAUCCAAGGAGUAUGUGAUUGAUUGCCUAAAACCCGAGUGUUAUGCCCCAGUUCCUAGCAACACCAGCAAAAUCAUAAUCACCGCAUCUGAUCCUCCUACAACGCGCCCAUCCACUGGAAGCGGUUCCUUCUUAGCCUCGUCCAGCGAUAGCCCCGAUGGGACUGAUGAGUACAGCUCGGACAGUGAUUCAUCCUCCUUUGCGUCUUCUCCUGGAAUCACGGGUUCUGCGUCAUCUAUACCCAUUGUCCAGUCGGUGCUAUUGUCUGCGAAGAAGGCAUUAGUUGGACGGGUUAUGACUGAAUUUUACGCUAUGUUUGAAACACGCCAUGGCAUUCGUAUGCACGCCGGAGAAGAAUCCACAACGAAUAAGCCAGGAUCCACACCAGACCGUCCUCGCUCUAAUGGAGGGAAUAAUUUUACUAAGCGCAGUGUACGUGGCCGGAACUCAGCACCCCCAGACGAUGACGAUGAAGACGACUCUGAAAAGCGUCGAGAACUGGGUUCAACUGUGCAUACUAGCAGGCCACCUUACCCAAGUCUCCGCUUCGCUUGUCCUUACUUCAAAAGAAAUCCUACCGAGCACUGCACAAGUAGAUCCUGCGAGUAUCCAGGGUUCAAAAAUGUGUCACGCCUCAAGCAACAUCUAUAUAACUGCCACGCUCUACAAAACUCAUGCCCACGAUGUUGGCUUGUCUUUGAGACUCAAGUUGAGCUACACGGACAUCUAGGAGCUCCGGAAGCUUGUAAAGCCGGACACAAGCCUGUGAAGGGUUUUACGUAUGAGCAGGAACGCCAGUUGAGAAGCAAAAAAAGACCGCGGAAGCCUUUAACAGAAGAAGAGAAAUGGGCAGCCGUGUAUCGACUCCUCUUUCCCGAUGACCGCGAGGAAGACAUUCCAAGCCCUUACUGUAAUCGAAGAACGUCAUCGGAGGAUGGCAGGAUCGACUCUCUUGCAUCGAACGAAAUGGCUUUGUUCGAAGAGUUUUCCCGGAAUGAAUUUCCACGGCUCGUACAGACUGAAGUUGAGAUUCUGAUCGAGCAAGACGCAGCAAAGUAUGCGAGUGCCUUAGUCGAUCUAUUUCGAAAAUGCCAGGAUCGACUGUUCGAGGAUUUUCGGAAGUCGCGCCUCAAUACGCCGCUACCUGAUGCUGAGACCAUCAAAUUCACGGAGCCAAUUGCGGAUGGUCAUAAUGGCCGACCAAGAGAGCCGUUCACCUGGCACACAGACGAGAUUCAGGAGGAAAGAUUCAAGCUAUUCCCUCCUCCCCCGCCAGCCGACGACCUGCGUGAGUGGAAUCUUCUUGAUCUACAUCAAAACGACUACAUCGGAUUUGGAUCAAAUCUAGGAGGCUCCUCCAACGGCCAGUCAUACUCGGGGAUUGAGUCGGGCUAUGGCUCGGUAGACCCAGAUUCUUUGUCCGCUGAACAAGACUCCGCCAAUACAUCUGGUGAUGUUAUGAUAUACCAGGGCAAUCCGGGCCCUGUUCUUCAUUCGUCCGGCGAGUUUCGUGUCCCUAUACGCCAAACCGACUAUUAUCAGGGCACCUUUGAUCCAUUGCAAAUAACUUCUGGGGAUCUCGGAGAAACGGCGUCGUACACGGGCAUGGCCAAUGUUGAACUCGACCUUGAUCAAUAUCUACAUGAUUAUCAAGAAACAUGAGGUUGAAUCCUGAGGCACGAUAAUCUUACAUGCCCUUCUCGGUCUUUCCCGUCCGGACGCCAUCCCAACACGACAACACCAAAGAUCUUCCGAUGAUGAAUACUAGAAACUAAAACCCCCAUCACGAUUAACGACUAUUUCAACUAGUGCAACUGAUUCCCGCACCGGA
Messenger RNA from Mytilinidion resinicola, 4021 nucleotides. RefSeq lists its product as uncharacterized. NCBI's taxonomy places the organism in Eukaryota, Fungi, Ascomycota, Dothideomycetes, Mytilinidiales, Mytilinidiaceae. The coding region runs from base 1 to 3852 and encodes 1283 amino acids. The transcript has 5 exons. The record is from RefSeq and is a predicted model, not a curated record.